GAUUACCGAUUUAAGUAUAAAAGUAAUGAAAAGGAACUUUAUUUAGGAGAUAUUCUUUUAACAGUCUUCUUUUAUAACAGAAUGGUUAUGAAUAGAGAUUUCAUUAAAUUCCAACGGAUUAUUACACAUUUUUUAUGAUAUUUAAAUUGAGUAAUUUUCGGGUCAAAAUAUGAAAACUGCUAAAUGUACUUGUCGUUGUACAUGUAAAUCUGAACAAAAUUCAGAUAUGGAUAAUUCACUACGAAAUCAACAUUGUUCAUUACAGAUCUCCAAUAAUGAUACAACUGAUGGUGUCACUUCAACAAAUUUCACAGAGGAACAAAAGAAUAUGAUACUUAAAAUAGAAGCCUAUAACAGGGAAAUUAUAAAAGAAAUAGAAAGACUGCAAACGGAAAGUGGGAAAACUAAUGAUGCUAUAAGUCUUUUAAAAGAACACUUAAAUAUUUCACAAAGUUCCUUCAAAUCGCCUCAGGCUUUUCAAAGAAAAAUAACUUCAUGUAGUAGUGUUCAUCAUCAUAACUCUAGUAUUUCUGGUUCUAGCACUUCUUCAUCUAGUAUGCACAAUAACAGUUUCUUGUGUAAAAAUGACUAUGAUCCAUCAUUCGAAGGCUUACAACAAAUAUACCAACUGAAUAACGUUCAGUUAACAGAACGCAUGGAAUUUCUCAGAAAUCGACAAUUGCAAUUGAUGUCAAGGAUACAAAGUUUGAAGCAAUCGAGAUUGGUACUUAUGCAUCAUAUGCAGCAGCUAUAUGAAACACAGAAGAUGAAAUCAAAAAAUGAAAACCUUUAUCAAGAGACUGACAAUCAAGUUUGCUAUGAAUGUCGUGAAAAUAUUUCACAUCCUCUCGUUGAUAAAACACCAGAUCUUCAUACAUCUUCAUGGUUAUCUCAUACAAUAAAACAUUGUUCUGGCAGUUUCCCAUUAAAUUCAAACAUGAUGAGAUCAUUGGUUGAUCGUGAAUGUCAAACCAGUUUCAAUGCAGAAUCACAGGAAAAAUUGAGUAAUAAUAGACUAGAUCAUGAGUUUUGUUUAUCAACAUUCAUGAAACAUAAUUCAUUACCUACUUAUUCUAAUAACGAUAGUUGUAAUUACGCUGAUAAUGUAAUUUCAAAUACUACAUCCAAUGUUUCAGCAUUGGCAAUGAUAGCAGCAAUGACAGCAGCUACAAUCUUUAAACGAACAUUUCAGCAAUCUGUCUGCCAAGUACCUAACACAAAUUCAGAUAAUUUAUAUAAAAAGGACUUUGAACUAAAAAAUGAUUCUGCACUUAAUUCUUCAAUAUUACCUAUGGAAUCACAGUAUUGGUCAGAGUUACACAAUCGUCCCUCUGUCAAGAAAGAUGAUCCAAAUGAAUGUCUAAAAGAUGACUAUCAAUUCUACAAUCACACUACUUUCAGCAAGCCUCCCUGCAUCAGUACUAGAACAGAUCUACUUCCACCUCCUCAGCCUGCAUCAAGUUCUUCUUCAUACUACUUAGAUAAUAAAAAUCUAUUUCCAUCUAUCUCUUCUUCAGAUACGAGCAAAUUACUGAACAGCGGCUUACUAAUUCCAGCUAUAUCACAUGAAACAGAACUGAUAAAUCCAUUAGAAUCUGCUUAUUUUCAUAAUAUACCAAAAAGUAUGAAAAUAUCUAACCUUGAUUCAUCAAACACUUGUGAAACAGAACAAACGAAAGGUUAUGAACGGAAAGAAUCAAAGUUAAAAAACUCCCUAGAUAAUAAUGAAAUGCACAAUAACCCUCGAUUGGCAACUUCCAGCAAGACACGUGACAGAUUUUCUGAUCGUUUAUUACAAGCUCGCCAAGCGAUUGAUGAAUGGAAUUUUCAAAAACAUUAUGAGGUAAGCGACAAGGUAAACCAACGGGAAAGUCUGGCCACUGAAAUAAACAAUCAAUUAAACGUAGUGAAUGAAAAAUUAGUAAAUAAUCAGUCAUAUUCUCAACAAAGUCUUCUGGUAAAUAAAUUAAAUUUUUGCAAAGAAUGUUGCUUAGCUCCCGAUUUUGUGCCUUCAACAGUUGCUUCAAGGACUAAUACUUCCAACGACUGUUCUAACCAAUGUGCAGAAAUUAUUACAAAAAAUAUAUAUUCAGAUAGGAGUCAUCCUAAAGCUACAUUCACAAACUCACAACCUAAUUUAUCAAAACCAAUGCCAAUUCAAAUUGUCAAACCGGCAAUUAGAAAUCAUGUACAUGUUACAAAAGCUAAUGACAAUAUUAAACAAAUAGACGUAAAAACCGAGAACCAAGGUGUAGAUAAUAAAGGAAUUCAGACACAUCGUUCACAGCAACAUGAAAAUCGUAGCAUUUGCAAAUACAAGGACAAGAAAGAAAUCAAUGAUAAACGACAAAUUAAAGGUGUGCUAAUAAAUGAAAGUUCAAAGUCUGAAAGAAGUAAUAGAACAAAUAGAAAUUCUAGUACACAGCGCAGUGUAGCAUGGGUUGACGAAGUUUUGUCACAUCCAUUGUCUAACAGUGCUAAAUCUGAUAGUUUUGUAUCUAACACAAAUGCCCAUUUGGAACCUCAAAUUGAUGUAACUAAUAGUUCUAGUAACAACUGUAGGGAGAGACUUAACAAAUAUUCCAACCACUAUAAUGAUAAGAAUAUAACUGUAUCAAAACAUAUUGAAACACAUCAACCAAUCAAAACAAUACCAUCAACUGUAGUGACAACUGCAUCGCGUCGACUGCUUCCAACUCCAAAUAACAACAUAAUGAACACAAAUUAAUUGGUCAGAUAAAAUUGAAAAACUUUAUUUUUGAUAACUUAACUUAUUUUAUUAAUCAGAUAAAUGGGAAUCAUUAUAAAGUUAUUUUACAUUUACCGAUUUGUUCAUUUUGAGUUAUAGUAUUCAGAUUUAAUCAUAUAAUUUGAUACAAAUAGUAUUAUUAUUCACUGUAUCAGUAUGAAGUAUGUUUUUAAAAGAAAAAUACAUAAUAGUCAACUUUGUGUUAGUCUACUGUAUUUUGAGAUAUAUUUAUUAUACAUCUUUUUCACUAUCAUGUAUGAUCAAUUGACUUCCUUACUUUAGAUAAUAUAUGGUAGAUGAAUAAUUUCACCCUAACUGUUUAAGGUACCUGUUAUAUUCGCUACUUGAUUAACUCAGAAUACAGUAAACAGCUACGAAACUCGAACGUAGGCAACCAUACAGUAGCAAAUCAGAAGAUAGAUGAAGAUUGUGAAAGUGCUUGUUGGGUAAGAAUCUAAAUGUACAGAAAAUUACGGGUAUUUAUAGAUAUUAGAGUUUGUUAUAUCAACAUUCUAAUUCAGCCAGUCC
Molecule: messenger RNA, 3277 nt
Organism: Schistosoma rodhaini
Lineage: Eukaryota; Metazoa; Platyhelminthes; Trematoda; Strigeidida; Schistosomatidae
Source: the annotation of a GenBank genome assembly